AUGUCGACCUCCGACGCCCGUCAGCGUCGCUCGCGCCUCAUUGCAGAGAUGUCGCGCAACAUCAAGCUCAAUGAUCUCUCCAUCACAUCCUCCAUCGCCUCCAAGCGUAAUGAUCGGUCUUUCGCGUCCUCUACUGGUUCGAAACACGGUACGAUCAGCAGUUCUUCCACCGGCUCUAGACAUGGCACUGUCAGCGCCGAUUCUACCAGAAGCACUGAUUUCGAUCCUGAAAGAGACGAGGCUCUCGUUUCUACUCAGCGCAUGGACUUCGAUGUCUCGCAAAAGCUGCCUCAAAUUCGUGAUACCGCUAGAAAGUACGGUCGAUGGGCGCCAAGAAGGGCCGAGGACUUCAAGAUCAACACGUCAGCGAUCGGUCGAGCCUUCCCUGACUUCACUCAAGGAGAUACAGAUAUGAGUCUUUCCAUUGAGCAACCACGACCACACCACACCACCAAACAGUCCCUGGAUGAUUCUCCAUUGGCUUCAAUCAACAAUGGCACGCGUCUCAGAGGUUCGCCCCGAAAGCCUCGACCUCAAUCCCCAAUUUUGGAGGCUCUCGGGCGCAAGGAGAACAAGGAGGUCGCCGCUUCAAAGCCCACGACGCAGACUGUGAUCCGAAAGGAGAACAAGGAAGCCGCCGCCUCAAAAUUUGUCUCAGAUGCUAUCAGCCGCAAGGAAGACAAAGAAAAUAUUGCCCCAAAACACUCAUAUCGGGAUCCUUACGACAGUGUUGACAACGACACGUUCUCCACACUUCCAAAACCAAGUCCAUUGAAGUAUCAGGCCCAAGUCGACGAUGAGGUCACGGGUUCUUCCUUCGGCGAAGGACCUUCAGUCACGAAGCCAAAUACUUCACAACCACUAUCCGCAAAACUUCCACCACUCAUUCCAUCAGCAUCCCAGACGAAGGCAUCCGCUGCGCGCACAGGUCAGUCGUUCGUCAUACCAUCGAUGCCUACCGAGGAAGUUGCCACUACAACAAUCACAAAGCCAAUUAUACAGAACGGCAAAGUUGUUACCCAUCGCAGCCGACAACGCCCAGUCAACCACUUCGAGGGUGAACGCCAGGAGGAAAACAUCUACCAAAUGAUUGAUCUUCUGAAGGAGAAGGUGGCAGAUCUCGAGAAGAUCAAUCAGUCAACACAACAAACUAUUGCACAUCUCCAGAGAGAUAACGAUCAGUUGGCAACGGAGAAGAGAGAGGUCGAGGCUCGCAAUGCUCAAUUGAUCUCCGAGAAGAAGGAAGCGGAGGCUCGCACAGCUCAAUUGAUCUCCGACAAGAAGGAGGCUGAGGCUCGCAACAAAGAGACGCAGAUUGCAAUCAGAGAUUUGCAACAGAAAGUCGCAGAUUUUGAUCUUGUGAAAGGGAUCAGAUCACAAGGGGAGCGUAUUAUCGCCGGUUUGCAACAGAAGGUCGCUGAACAUGAAAGGAUCAACACGCAGGCCCAGCGUAUCAUUAAGGAGAUUCAGGAGGAUAAUGAUCAAUUGAUACGAGAGAAUGAGCUGCUGCACUCGGCGAAAUCAGAGGCUCAGCAUACCAUCACAAGCCUCCGCAGUGAGGUUAGUCAGAGAGAUACUUUCUACACAGAGAAAGUCACCAAUUUAGAGAAGAUUGUGGAUGGACUGAAGGAGAAGGCGGCGCGUGAUCCAAGGAAGGUGUCUCAGAGGGACGGAUUGGAUGCGGAUGCCACAGUAAGGCCAGCUAUGCCUCCGAAGGAUGCUCUCAUGGAGAUCAUCGAAAGCUGUGAGGCGGACUUGUUACAUCUGAAGGGGAAGUGGUCGAAGGCCUCCCGGGUUUACGAGGCCCAUGAUCCUGCUCUUGGAAAGCGCAAGAGAGAAAGUACUAAGCUCGACUUGGACAACCUGGGAAAGGCGAUUGAGGAGAAGUCGAACCUGAUUUACCAAUUGUAUGAUGUUUUGGAAGGACUGGAUGACUAG
Molecule: messenger RNA, 1938 nt
Organism: Cadophora gregata
Lineage: Eukaryota; Fungi; Ascomycota; Leotiomycetes; Helotiales; Ploettnerulaceae
Exons: 1
Coding region: 1-1938 (645 amino acids)
Molecular function (GO): microtubule binding
Source: RefSeq, a predicted model, not a curated record